UCCUGUGUGGGGCCCCGCCAUUCUCUCUCCGCUGUUGCCAUGCCUGAUCACGGUCGGCGAGCUCUGCACCGAGUGUGUGACUCGGUAAGCGGCGUCAACUGGCGCCCGACUCGGUUCGUCGACGAGUUGAUGCUGACUCGUUACGCCUGCUGCGUGUGCCACGUGAUUCCGAGUACGACGGUUGUACUGCCUUGUUGUCACGCCCUGUGCGAGCAGUGCCAGCGAGGCUCCCUCGUUAAAGAUGGCGGAUGCGUCUGCCCCCUCGACGGAGAACCCUUCUGCGAGGACGAGUGCCAGAAGCAGCAGCUCCCAGAAAGGAAGAAGCAGAACCUGAAGGCUUACUGCUGGAACGAAGCCCAAGGCUGCGAUUUCGUCGGCCCCCUGGCGGACGUUUUGCGACACUUCGAGGCAGAGUGCACCUUCCACACCUUCCCGUGUCUAGGGUGCGGCGAGAACGUCCCGAAUGCUCAGCUAGCAGCCCACUACAUCGGCGGGUGCAGCAACGGUUCCUCGCCUGGUGGCGCCGCCGUCGUUACCGAUGACGUAGCUGCGGCUCGACGAGACGUCGAGAAGCCACGGAAGAACACCUACGAAGACGACAUCUCGACGCUUCAGAGCCAGGUGAACGAGCUCACGCAAGCUGCCAGAAUCCAAGGCGCUCCUCCGCUGGAGGGGUUGAACGCCGCACUGGCGGCAAGCCUCCAGUCCCUGAAUGCCAGUGUUGCGAUGGCCGCCGAGAAAUUGUCCGAGACAAUUCGCGACGCCUCGCAGGCACAUCAGCGCAUGCUAUCUCGGAAUGCAGAGGAAAGCUCAUUGGCAAGAGAAAGUGAGGCGAUCCGUAGAGCAUUGUGUUCUGAUGCGGAGACAGCAUGGCGGGAGGAAACGGGAGACAUCCUUUGAAAUUUGGAAAUAUGUGCCAGAGAAUCAGUGUCCUGUCUUCAACGCAUGUAUCUUACGCUAAGAAAAAAUUCAUCCGAGCUUUUCCCAACAGUUCAGGUGUUUCCAGUGCCACCGAGAAUCGAAGACUCGACUGCAGGAAUGGGCGACUCAUCCUCGCCAAGCUGCGCAGAAGUAAAAGAAGCAGCUUAUCUCGUGUUCGUAUCAAACCCCGAAAAAUUGCGUAACCUUCAAGGGCCUUCUUAUGCAGAGGCUAGCUUCCACCGACGAGGCGCGUGGUGCAGAGUUCUUUUUGGUGCAUCGUUUGAUAGUCAUUGCAGAUGGGGACUCGAAUUCUAUUGGAGUAGUGAGCAGAUAACUAUCGGCAAUGUACCGCGCGUCGUUAGGGUGUCUAUAUUACACAAGGGUAGUCACAUUGAUUUACCGGUGGUGGAAGAACUUAAUCCCUUACGACAGACUGCGUACCCCGACAAGGGAUGGGAUAUGUACGAACUUGAACAGCAACUGAGACUUGAAAUCAUCGUACGUGACUGACAAUAGCGCGCGACUCAUUUCGUCACUCGUGAAACGUUUUACAGCUUUGUCCAUUCCGGGACUCCAAGCCAGCAAGCACCAACAUCGUGUUGUAUGCUGAAGCAGGUGCUUACACUCAUUUUCGGGAGUAAAAGCCCUUGGUCAUCUCUUUAUUCUUGUACGCAAAUACGAAGAGAAAACUUCACAAAGGGGGUGGGAUGGUAAGUGUCCACUCUGUGAACUGUUCAUUUCGGCGGCUGCUGAUUGUGUGGAGCUGUAUUAGUGCGGAGGAGAGUGACUGCGGGCGUCUGCGUCGUUCAUGCUUCUGCCCCAUUUCAGCCAAUCACCACUUGAGCAGCAGACGAAAUGUCUAUUCAGUAAAUGUCCACUAAGUGGACAUUUACUGAAUAGCCCCCAGAUGAUUAGUAAGUGCCGGACUCUACAUCUACAUCUGCUACAUGUACAUGUUUAGCGUUCGAAUAACAUGAGUUAGACUUGAAUUAAGGAAGCUUGUAAUACACUACAAGGCCGGCUGUUCCAGAUUGUGUUCUUGAAUGACAUUUGUGGCACUUAAUGAGCUUGGUAUCAACUCAUUGUAAAGAAUGAUGCAAAAAUAAUGUAACUUCAGGAAACCUGCUGCGAUGGUGGCAGGGGAACUUGGCCAAUAAAUUUCUGUGAAUAAAUUGUA
This is a messenger RNA of Dermacentor albipictus, 2098 nucleotides long. RefSeq lists its product as uncharacterized. Lineage: Eukaryota; Metazoa; Arthropoda; Arachnida; Ixodida; Ixodidae. The record is from RefSeq and is a predicted model, not a curated record.